Messenger RNA from Microthlaspi erraticum, 480 nucleotides. The record is from the annotation of a GenBank genome assembly. NCBI's taxonomy places the organism in Eukaryota, Viridiplantae, Streptophyta, Magnoliopsida, Brassicales, Brassicaceae.
AUGAGAUGCGGUUUGACUCAUAUCUCUCAGAUCCGGACGCUAUGCAGAAGUAGUAUGCACACUUCGAGGGCGAGUCUGGUAGAGUUGGCCGUGUCGGUAGAGGCGGAUUUGAGUGGGCCAGUUGGUUCGGUGGCUGUGCCAUCCGCUCCUGUUAUCCAACCUCGGAGUCAGCAGCAGCAGCGCAGAGGUGGCGCGAGUUUCAGUUCUGGUUCUGGCAGGGGCGGUUUGCCUGCGCAGGGCCAGAAGAGGAGUCGAGAUGAGAGCUCUGGAGGUAGUCAGGGUACUCGAGGCAGCCGGGUCAUCUCAGAUGGCGUGUCCCCAGUUGCAGAGGAUGGCAGUGGCAGCGAUUCAGCCGGUAGCGGCUCAGCCGGUGAGUCAGAUUGCGGCGGUGCAGCCAGCGGGUCAGAGUGGAUCGGCACCGCGGGGCUAUUCUUCAGUGGAGACCGGCGGGACCAGUCAGGCCGGACAGAUCACAGGUAA